Molecule: messenger RNA, 1501 nt
Organism: Daucus carota subsp. sativus
Lineage: Eukaryota; Viridiplantae; Streptophyta; Magnoliopsida; Apiales; Apiaceae
Product: probable F-box protein At4g22030
Exons: 1
Coding region: 41-1315 (424 amino acids)
Source: RefSeq, a predicted model, not a curated record
AGUAUAAAUAAACACACCAACUAUUGGUACAGCAAAAAUCAUGGCAAGCCUUCAAGUCUUGAGCUUGUGUUCCUGUAAACUCUCCUUCUCCUCGCCUAACAACCGAAGGAGAGCGAUCAUGGCCACCAACAACGUCCCGAAAUUCCGAAAAACUCAUCUCUCCCUCUCGAACCUAGCCAAUGGAGGCUCCAUGGAGGAGCUCAUGCUCAAAAACGAUUUUACUAGCAGCAAUAUCUCGUUGAAAGAAGAUAUAAGCGAGUCUGAGGAGCUGGUGAUCGGGAAAUUAUACGCGAUAAAGGAGACGGUGGCGGAUAGAGUGGAGAUGCAUAAGAAUAUUUGUGAGCAGAGGAAGAACUGGAACAGCUUGUUGUUAACAUCAAUUAAUACAAUCAUUCUUGGAGCUGCGACAAUGGCGGGAAUUGCGGCUACGAUUAAUGCAAAUGGGGCCCCUUUGAUUGCGUUGAAGAUUGCUUCUACUUUGUUGUAUAUUGGAGCUACUGGGAUGGUGAUUAUUAUGAACAAGAUUCAGCCGUCUCAGCUUGCUGAAGAGCAGAGGAAUGCUACGAGGUUGUUUAGGCAUAUUCAGAAGCAUGUUCAGACAGUGAUUGAUAUUGGAUCACCAACGGCUAGUGAAGUUGAGGAUACGAUGAAUAGGGUUUUGGCUCUUGACAAGGCUUAUCCGCUUCCUUUGCUUGGGGUUAUGAUUGAUAAGUUUCCUUCUAAUGUUGAGUCUGCUGUGUGGUGGCCUUUGAGAGGACAGGGGAAUGAUCAUGAAGAAGGGGGGAUUGAGAUUGAUGAGGGUGAUGAAGAGAGGUUUGGGAAUGGAUGGACUCAAGAGCUGGAGAAUGAGAUGAGGGAGAUUGUGGGGAUUCUGAGGAGGAAUGAUGAGGCUGACUACUUGAGGCUAGGUGGGAUUGCUUUGAAGCUGAACAAAGUCUUGGCUAUUUGUGGACCUUCUUUGACUAUUUUGGGGGCCAUUGGGAGUGGUUUUGUGGGGUUUGGUUCUUUUGAAGAGAGUUCAUGGGCUGUGAUGCUUGGAGUGGUGGGAGGUGCUCUUGCUAGUGUUGUCAACACAAUGGAGCAUGGUGGACAGGUUGGGAUGGUGGUGGAGCUGUAUCGCAGUAAUGCCGGAUUCUUCAGGGAGAUAGAGGAGGAGAUUGAGUUUAAUUUGAGGGAGAGAGAUGUGAGGAAAAGAGAGAAUGGGAAUUUGUUUGAAAUGAAGAUUGCAUUGCAGCUGGGGAGGAGUAUUGCAGAGCUGAGAAAUAUUGCUGAUAAGGGGCAUGACAUUAAAGAGUUUGGCAGCAAGCUUUUUUAGUUUUUGUUUGAAUUUUAGUUCAUCUUGUAGUUCUGUUAAUCGCCUGUUUCUGAGUUUCAACUAGUCUAGACUCUAGCAUAUAGUUUGUUGUAGAAAUGAUUGAUGAGAGGAACAAAUAAAGUGUAUAUAAUUGGUGCACUGUGCACAAGUUCUUGUGAUUUUGUGUACAUAUUCAAGCUUGAUAGA